Molecule: messenger RNA, 3647 nt
Organism: Perca fluviatilis (European perch)
Lineage: Eukaryota; Metazoa; Chordata; Actinopteri; Perciformes; Percidae
Product: kinesin-like protein KIF21A
Exons: 23
Coding region: 80-3454 (1124 amino acids)
Biological process (GO): microtubule-based movement; mitotic spindle organization
Molecular function (GO): microtubule motor activity; ATP binding; microtubule binding
Source: RefSeq, a predicted model, not a curated record
UCUCGCUAAGAGGAUAAAGGAAAAAGGGAAAUCAAGCUAUUUAUAAGCGGGACUAUUUGGAAUAUCCACCGGCGACACAAUGAGCGGCGGGCCGGAUGAGAGCUCGGUGCGCGUAGCCCUGAGGAUCCGUCCUCAGCUGGCCAAAGAGAAGAUCGAGGGCUGCCACAUCUGUACGUAUGUCAUGCCCGGGGAGCCGCAGUUGGUCCUGGGUAAGGACAAGGCCUUCACCUACGACCACGUCUUCGACAUGGACACCCAGCAGGAAAGCAUCUACACCCACUGCACCGAGAGCCUCAUCGAAGGCUGCUUUGAGGGCUACAAUGCCACUAUCUUUGCAUACGGACAGACGGGUUCGGGGAAGACCUACACCAUGGGAACCGGCUUCGACGUCAACAUUGAAGAAGACGAGCUGGGUAUCAUUCCCCGGGCCAUCAACCACCUGUUCAGAGGGGUCGAGGAGCGCAGACAGGCUGCCACCGAGCAGGGCAAGCCUGUUCCUGAGUUCAAGAUCAACGCACAGUUCCUGGAGUUAUACAACGAGGAGGUGCUGGACUUGUUUGACUCGACGCGAGACAUUGAGGCCAGGAAGCAACGAUCCAAUGUCAAAAUCCACGAGGACGCCAACGGAGGCAUCUACACCGUGGGGGUCACCACCCGCACCGUCACCUCUGCGGCUGAGAUGAUUCAGUGUCUGAAGCUGGGCGCUCUGUCUCGUACCACCGCCAGCACUCAGAUGAACGCCCAGAGUUCGCGCUCCCACGCCAUCUUCACCAUCCACCUGUGCCAAGUGCGAGUCUGCUCUCUCGAUAACGACGAUAAUGUAACCGACAACCGUCUAGCUAACAGCUCAGAGAUUAACGAGUUUGAGACGCUGACAGCCAAGUUCCACUUUGUGGACCUGGCUGGUUCCGAGAGACUGAAGAGAACUGGAGCCACAGGAGACAGGGCUAAAGAGGGCAUCUCCAUCAACUGUGGCCUGCUUGCUUUGGGAAACGUCAUCAGCGCUCUGGGAGACAGGAGUAAGCGCUCCUCUCACGUGCCUUACAGAGAUUCCAAACUGACCCGGCUGUUACAGGACUCGCUAGGCGGCAACAGUCAAACAGUGAUGAUCGCCUGUGUCAGCCCGUCGGACCGGGACUUCAUGGAGACCUUGAAUACUCUGAAGUACGCCAACAGAGCCCGAAACAUUAAGAACAAGGUGAUGGUGAACCAGGACAAAGCCAGCCAGCAGAUCAGCACCCUGAGGACGGAGAUAGCACGACUGCAGAUGGAGCUGAUGGAGUACAAGACGGGGAAGCGUAUGGUUGGUGAAGAUGGCAUGGAGGGCAUCAACGACUUGGUCCAUGAGAACUCCAUGCUGCAAACAGAGAACAACAACCUGAGGGUGCGAGUGAAGGCCAUGCAGGAGACCAUCGAUGCCCAGAGAGCUAGACUCACACAGAUCCUCACUGACCAGGCCAACCAGGUCCUGGCUAAAGCAGGUGAAGGCAGUGAAGAGAUCGGGAACAUGAUUCAGAACUACAUCAAAGAAAUCGAGGAGCUCAGAGCUAAACUUCUUGAAAGCGAGGCUGUGAACGAGAGCCUCAGGAAGAGUUUGUCUCGGGCCUCCACACGCCCCUCGCUUUACGGCGGCCCUGGCGGCUCCUUCUCCCCUGCCCUCCUCGCCCCUGAGAAGGAGGCCAGCGACGUCAUCGAGAUGGCCAAGAAAAGCCUGGAGAAACUGAAGAAGAAGGAGAGGAAGAAGAAGAAGAGACUGAGGCGCUAUGAGGAGAGUCACCACCACGAGGUUGAACACACCAGUGUUAUCAAAGAGGAAGUGCCGGACAACGACCACGAGCGAGGCAACGAGGAGGCAGAGGAGGGCAGCGACCACGAAGAGGGCGAGGACGCGGAUGGAGAGGAGGAGGACUUUGACAUGGUGGGAGACGAGACGUCUGACGAUUCUGACUCUGACGAACUGGAGGAGAAAGAAAACGUCCAGGCCGACCUGGCCAACAUCACCUGCGAGAUCGCCAUCAAGCAGAAGCUGAUAGACGAGCUGGAGAACAGCCAGCGGCGUCUGCACACUCUAAAACAGCAGUACGAGCAGAAGCUGGCCAUGCUGCACAACAAGAUCAGAGACACCCAGCAGGAGAGGGACAAGGUGCUGCAUAAUAUGGGUUCAAUGGAGACAGGCACGGAGGAGAAGGCCAAGAAGAUCAAAGUUGAGUACGAGAGGAAGCUGAGCUCCAUGAACAAAGAGCUGCAGAAGCUCCAGUCGGCUCAGAAGGAGCACGCCCGCCUGCUGAAGAACCAGUCGCAGUACGAGAAGCAGCUCAAGAAACUCCAGCUGGAUGUGACCGAGAUGAAGAAGACCAAGGUGGCGCUGAUGCGUCAGAUGAAGGAGCAGCAGGAGAGGAACCGAGUCACAGAGUGCAGGAGGAACAGGGAGAUCGCCUCUCUGAAGAAAGACCAGCGCAGAUCUGAGCACCAACUGAAGCAGAUGGAGGCCCAGAAAAGACAGCAGGAGUUGAUUCUUCGCAGGAAGAAUGAAGAGGUGACCGCUCUUAGGCGGCAGGUGAGGCCCGUGUCUGGGAAGGUGAGCAGGAAAAUCAGCUUACCUGAACCCCUCCAGGAGCAGUCGCACAGAGCCACCCCGGGGCGGAUGAUUACAUCCGGAGCGUCUGCGGUCAAUGGAGCCAGGAGUUCCCCGGUGCGGAUGGGAAGUACCUACCUCAGCAGGACGGCCAGGGCCAAAUGGCAGUCACUGGAGAGACGUGUCACUGACAUCAUCAUGCAGAGGAUGACCAUCUCUAACAUGGAGACCGAUAUGAACAGACUGCUGAAGCAACGGGAGGAGCUGACCAGGCGGAGGGAGCGUGUGUCCAGAAAAAGAGAAAAGAUGGCGGUGGAGGGUGCAGACGCCGACCGUUCCCUGGCCUCCCUGAACGAAGAGCUGGAGUCUCUGAGCGCCAACAUCGACUAUAUCAACGACAGCAUCGCCGACUGCCAGGCCAACAUCAUGCAGAUGGAGGAGGCCAAGGAGGAAGGAGACACAGUGGAUGUUACUGCGGUGAUCAGCUCCUGUAAUUUAUCAGAAGCCCGCUUCCUUCUGGAUCAUUUCAUGACUAUGGCCAUCAGUAAGGGUCUGCAGGCGGCUCAGAAGGAUUCCCAGCUGAAGGUGAUGGAGGGCCGGUUGAAGCAGACGGAGAUCAACAGCGCCACCCAGAACCAGCUGCUGUUCCACAUGCUGAAGGAGAAAGCAGAAAUCAACCCGGAGCUGGACGCUCUGCUGGGCAGCGCUCUGCAAGGUGGGGAAACGACGACGAAUCCAUACCGGUCCGAGCAUGUCAAUCACAAUCCCAUUUUUUUUCUUUCACCAUAUGGCUGCGUUUUAUUUUGUAGGCCUCGCUUCUUUGUAGGUGUGCAAAGAGAAUUGAUGCUCGGAAUGCAAAAACCAAGGCCUGUGAAAUAAAGAGCAGCCCUUUUCUCAUCUUUGGGUUUGAUUUUGAUUUGAUUUGUUUUCUCUGUUGUGUCGGUGUGAACUCAGAGUUAGGUUACCUGUCACCAGGUGAGUACGGGUUGAAUAGCAAUGUGUUUGAGAGAGCAUGGCACAUGCGCACUACAAGAUUUCCACAACAUUUACCCCUAAUUAAAGGCACAUAUGC